UUUUAGUCAGCUGAAUUUGCACGAUGAAGGCGGCCGUGUGCAUGGCAGCCCUGGCGCUGCAGUUUGGCCUGCAGCCGCUACUGAACCGUGCUUUCGCAGGCCAUGUCGCCAGCCGCACGAUGCUCGUCGUCGUCGGUGAAGGCGCCAAGCUCCUUCUUGCCACCACCACGCUCUUGCUCAAGGCCCGGACGACGCCAGCCCUCUUGCGCCACUGGACGCUGCGUGACAGCCUUCGCCUCUCGGGGCUGCCCGCCGUGACGUACGCGAUUCAGAACGUGCUCAUCCAGCUCGCGAUGCAGCACCUCUCGCCGCUUGAGUUCAACUUGAUCAACCAGACCAAGCUCCUCUGGACGGCUCUUUUCGUCUUCCUCUUCCUCCAUAAACCCUUCUCACUCCAGCAAUGCGGUGCCAUGGGCAUGCUGCUACUGGCAUCCGUGCUCCUGUCGGCGCCUACUGCCAGCGACGUCGACGUCGAGGCCAUGACGAUUUCGUCCACGCGCUUCUACUACGGCUACGUUCCUGUCGUCGGUGCCUCCAUCUUGUCAGGCGUUGGCGCUGCGCUCACGCAGCUCUCCCUGCAAACGCAUGGUCGCGAUGCGUCGCUGGUGACGAUUGAGCUCUGUGUCUUUGGCGCUGUCUUCCUCCUCGCCAACCUCGCCGCCGCUCCCGGCGCUACCUUGGACUUUAGCGGCUGGACAACAUGGACACUUGUACCCGUGUUUACCAACGCGCUCGGCGGGCUGCUCGUCGGCACGGUGACGCAGCUCGCGGGUGGCAUCUUGAAGUCGUACGCACUCGUCGGCGGCAUCCUCCUCACGGCGGUCGCCGAGGCGCUGCUUGACACAGACGCCCCUGUGCUUUCGCUGCGCAUGGGCAUUGCGACGGCGCUCGUCAUGUCGAGCAUGAUCAUCUACAGCAAGUACCCGUACCAAGCCAAGGCCAAGCAAGUCUAG
Messenger RNA from Saprolegnia parasitica CBS 223.65, 953 nucleotides. RefSeq lists its product as hypothetical. The transcript is spliced from 3 exons. The record is from RefSeq and is a predicted model, not a curated record. Gene Ontology annotation, molecular function: pyrimidine nucleotide-sugar transmembrane transporter activity. Gene Ontology annotation, biological process: pyrimidine nucleotide-sugar transmembrane transport. Gene Ontology annotation, cellular component: Golgi membrane. Bases 24 to 953 code for a protein of 309 amino acids. Lineage: Eukaryota; Oomycota; Saprolegniomycetes; Saprolegniales; Saprolegniaceae.